Messenger RNA from Rubroshorea leprosula, 1516 nucleotides. The record is from the annotation of a GenBank genome assembly. Lineage: Eukaryota; Viridiplantae; Streptophyta; Magnoliopsida; Malvales; Dipterocarpaceae.
ACUCUUUCUUCGUCUUCAACAUCGAACCACUUUCAUUUGGAACACUAUGAUCAAAGCUUUUGUUGAAACAAAACCAAAACACUAGAGCCCUUUCUCUCUGCAAGAAAAUGGUUUAGAGUGGAUUCAUGCCGAAUAAUUAUAUCUUCUCUUUUGUUCUUCGAGCUUGUUACUGAGCUUGAUGGACUCAGCACGUAAAGUCUUGAUAUGGGUGUUAACCAAGACGUUAUUACAUGGACCGCUUUGAUAAAUGGGUAUGUUAAGUGUGGGGAAGUUGGGGUGGCACAGCCACUGUUCGAUCAAAUGCCUGAGAAGAAUGCUGUUUCUUGGAGUGCGAUGAUAACCGGGCAUGUGCAAGUUGGGUUGCUUAGAGAGGCUCCGGAGCUCUUUAAUGAAAUGCAGGUUUCAGGGGUUCGUCCUAAUCAUGCUGCAAUAGUGGGAGCUCUCACUGCUUGUGCUUUUCUUGGUGCUCUGGAUCAGGGAAUGUGGAUGCAUGCAUAUGUGGAUAGAAAUGGGAUGGAGUUGGAUAAAUUGUUAGGCACUGCACUGAUUGACAUGUACACAAAAUGUGGGUGCAUUGAGAUGGCAUGUUGUGCAUUUAAUGAGAUGAAGAAUAGGGAUGUUUCUGUUUUUACUUCUUUAAUUUCAGGCCUAGCAAAUCGUGGUAAAAGUGCUAGAGCUCUUGAGUUGUUUGUAAUGAUGCAGAAUGAAGGAGUUGUUCCUAACGAAGUUACUUUUAUAUGCAUUCUAAGUGCUUGCAGUCGAAUGGGAUUGGUCGAUGAAGGGCCAAGAAUAUUCAGUAACAUGAGCAAGGUUUAUGGGAUUGAGCCAUGGGUUCAGCACUGUGGCUGUUUGGUAGAUCUUUUGGGGAGAGCAGGGAUGCUAGAUGAUGCAAAGAAAUUAGUGAGAGAGAUGCCACUGGAACCAGACUCCUAUGUCUUGGGUGCAUUAUUCAACGCCUGUAGAAUGCAUGGUGAUGUUGAGUUGGUUAACGAAUGGGAGGGGGUGGUAAAGGUGAGGGAGGAAAUGGAAGAUAAGAAGGUCAGGAAGGUUCCAGGCUGUAGCUUAAUUGAAGUGGAUGGUCAGGUUUGUGAAUUUGUUGCGGGAGAUUGGUGUCAAGUGCAUAUGGAGGAGGCCAUGCUAUUUUUAUUAGGGAUUGAUAAUCAUUUGAGGUUUACUUGGGAGGAUGAUGAUAAUGAUAAACUUCUGACCAUUGAAUAAGUCAUAACCAAGUGCUGAUGCUAAACAAACCACACUGCAAGAUGAUAAACAGAAACCAGAUCAAAACACAAGAUUUAUUCUUUUUCUUGAGGAAAGACUAUCCUUGUAAUUGUAGUUUUUUUUUUUUUUUGAACAUUAGGGGUGGAACUCGAACCUCAACUUGCCAAACUUUAUAUGAGAAGUCUUUUACAGAGGAGAUGUGACCAUUAGGCCAUGAGGACGUUCACAUCCUUGUAAUUGCAAUUGAUCCUUUGACGUAUGCAAUUUUCAUUAUUGCCAAUAAAGUCACAUUUUUUCA